Molecule: messenger RNA, 943 nt
Organism: Rosa rugosa (rugosa rose)
Lineage: Eukaryota; Viridiplantae; Streptophyta; Magnoliopsida; Rosales; Rosaceae
Product: serine hydroxymethyltransferase 3, chloroplastic-like
Exons: 4
Coding region: 397-681 (94 amino acids)
Biological process (GO): tetrahydrofolate interconversion; L-serine catabolic process; folic acid metabolic process
Cellular component (GO): cytoplasm
Molecular function (GO): cobalt ion binding; zinc ion binding; pyridoxal phosphate binding
Source: RefSeq, a predicted model, not a curated record
ACUGCAUCUUGUUUUCCAAAUUGAAUAUUCUUUAAGCUUAAAGGUUGAGUGGACCUCUUUUCAUGUUCUUAUGCUUUUGCUUUUAUUUAACAUCACAUGCAUUCCCGAUCUGCUGUCUUUCAUGUACUUGGGAUUUUACAUCUUUAUUUUGUUUUUUUUAUCUAUGAAAAUUUAUGUGUUGUUGAACUUACUAUUCUUGAUCCUUUGGCAGGAGAAAGAGUUUAAAGUUGCAGUUCUCCUUAUUUUUGCCAAUAAGCAGAUAAUGGAAGCAGUUUUGUAGAUAAUGGCUUAAGUGAGGUUGACCCUGAGGUGCGUGCUAUUAUUGACAAGGAGAAAGAGUGGCAGUUCAAAAGCCUUGAGCUUAUUGCCUCAGAGAACUUCACUUCACGGGCAGUAAUGGAGGCAGUUGGCUCAUGUCUCACAAACAAGUAUUCAGAAAGAUUACCUGGGAAAAGGUACUAUGGUGGAAAUGAGCACAUUGAUGAGCUUGAAACACUAAGUCAAAAAAGGGCCCUGGAUGCAUUUCACCUAGAUGGAAAGAAGUGGGGCAUCAAUGUUCAACCAUUAUCUGGUUCUCUAGCUAAUUUCGAGGUUUAUACAGCAGUUCUCAAUCCUCAUGAUCGUAUCAUGGGUCCACUUGCCACACGGGGGACAUUUGUCUCAUGGGUUCAUGACUCCUAAAAGACGGGUAUUAGGAACAUCUAUUUAUUUGAGUCCAUGCCUUACUGACUUGAUGAAUCCACAGGUUCUGCAUUACAUUUCCCAUUAGAUUGUUGUCUUUCAGAUUAACUACGGAUAAAAUGCUUAUUCUCUUGGAAUGUUGUUUUUUUCCACCAAAAAAAAAUAUAUAUCCAGGUAUGGUUGAUUAUGACAUGCUAGGAAUGAUAUUCUUCAAGAAGGAUCUAGUUCUUGGAGUUAAUUUAGAAACUGCGCGCCAUCAACA